AUGCGCUUCACCCUUUUUCACUUCUUCUACUCAACCUCCUUUACGGUCCUCUUCCUCCUUUUAGCCAUCCUUGUCCUAAUCACCCCUGCCGACACCAUUGUUCAAGCACUCAUACGGAACGAGAGAAUUAACAACGUAUUCAUAGUUGCCGGCUGCUACGUCCUUACGGCCCUAAUCGCACUAAUAAUCUACGUUUCUCGAAUUUAUAGUGUCAGGCGUUUGAUGGCCGAUAUUCCGAAGUUCUACGCUCCUGUCAGGAAAGUUUACUUAAGAGCUCGGGUGCAUAAGGCCAUUACGGCAAAUUUAAGCCGGAGCGCGGUUAUUGCUGUGCAAAGUCGGCCAAGGGAAGGUGGGCAGGGGGUUUGGGGGGAAAUCAAGCAUCCGGGUUGGUCCGACGGAACCGGGAGGUUACCGAAUGUACAGUACUUGUCAGUUGUCAAGGAGCUACCGAAUUUAUUGGAGAUAGAAGCGUUAUCGUUACGCCCUCCUGAGUCUUCAAGGGAUGGGCUUAGGACUCCUACGUCAAAUGUAUUCGAGGAGAUUACUAUGCCGGAUCAGGAGGUGGUUAGACGACAGCCACAUAUGUCGUUCAGAGCCUAUUUAAACCGGUUGGCAGCGGUCGGCUAUGUACGACAGGAUGUUGCAGAUUUAUUUAUGGCUAGAUAUGAACGCGCUAGGUUCCGGAGUCAAGGUGAAGGGAUUGAAGAGAGGGAAUUCAUGGAGCUCAUGCACAUUUUUGCCGGAUUAUUGAAGACUUUGGGGGAUGACUUGUUCACCGACUCGCCAUCCACAUCCUCGCGUCACCGAAACUGGGAGCCCAGGGACGAGGAUUCGAAUGAGGAGGACCAUCGGGAAUGUAUGGGGCUCGAAAGACGGGAUAGAUACAAUAGCUCUGGAUAUGAAACGACAAGCACGGAACGCGAGGAAGGAGAAGGGUUACGGUCCACCCCCGAUCGCCUGAACGACGGCUUCGUCGUCGGUGUGCAAAGAAGGCGACCCGAAACAAUUGGGUCGACAAAUAUCAGUAUGCGCAGGACUACGACCGCCACUACUGUAGGAAGCAUAACCAGCCCUGAAGACAAUGAGAUAGAAAUGGUGUCGCUGAGGCCAAGGGGUACCAGAAGGUUGAGCGCAAGAACGUCGGCGGGGACUUUUGGUUGACAAGUAUAUGAUAAUGCUGUUGUAAUCCUCUUUUCCUUUCCUUUGGGUGGUGUCGGUUUGCAUUCUGGCGUUUUUUCCCUUUGUUUUGUUUAGACCUAUGUUUUUCCCCUUCAUAGCAUCGAAGUCCGGCGUUUGGGUUUUCAGAUUUGGAGCGCGAACGCUACUACUGUCUAAUACUUCUGUUCAAAUUUGGCUUCGCGUCUUCCGUAUUGGUUUCAUUAUCGCUUUGUAAUAUAGUUCAUGUGGUAUGAUAUACAGGGUAAGUGAAGUGCUCGGCACAUUUUGUCUUCCAAGGGGAUCAAGCACUUCUUAGGUUGAUCAAGAUCUUUUUUGCGAUAUUUGA
This is a messenger RNA of Tuber melanosporum (Perigord truffle), 1504 nucleotides long. RefSeq lists its product as uncharacterized. The transcript has a single exon. NCBI's taxonomy places the organism in Eukaryota, Fungi, Ascomycota, Pezizomycetes, Pezizales, Tuberaceae. Bases 1 to 1161 code for a protein of 386 amino acids. The record is from RefSeq and is a predicted model, not a curated record.